GGGGGCCCCGGGAACAGGAGGGUCCUGCCUCCCGGAGCUGAGGGACUCCAAGGCCUCGGGAGUGAGGGGCGCUGGGUCCCGGGGCUUGGGGCUCAGGGGUCCCAGGCCGCGGGGCUGUGCCCGGGAAAACCAGCUUUUCCGGGAUACACGGGGCUCGGGCUGCCGUGUUCUUCUGGCUUCUCCAUCGCGCGUCCCGCUGUGACACUGUGCCUUGCCCCGGGGCAGUGACCCCGCGGGGCUGGGGCUCCAUCGCGGCGCUCGGAGGAAGGAGGGGGCCCUGCAGGGAGUGUUCUGGGGAGCUCACACCGUGCGAGCAGCUGCGUUUGGGUCAGUUUGCUUGCUGUUGCGGGAUCGCCGGCAGCGCUGCCCGAGCUGUAACAGGCCCCAGCUGAGAAAUACUUCCCUGUGUUCCCUGUGACCUCUUGACCUGCAAGCUGGGAGCAAAUAUCCUACAGGAUGUUCCGGCUGCGCUUCCUGCCCGUGGCCGCGGGGCUGGCGGCGGUGUCGCGGCGGUACCACGGGACGGCCCCGCACCCGGGCACCCGGCGUAGGCUCCUGGUGGCGGCUUUCCUCGGCACCUCUGCAGCCACAGCGAGUGCCAGAUUCCUCUGGCAGAGGGCCUAUGCAGAAGACUCUGUCAGACAUGGCCCGAGGGCAGAGCCAGGGGAGAAGAUGAAGCACGAGGAGGAGGAGGAGGAGAGCAGCAGCGAGGGCAGGAGGGCAGUGGCGUCGGGCGAGGAGGAGGCGCCGCCCGAAGGGAAGAAGAAGAAGCGCUCCGGCUUCAGGGACCGCAAGGUGAUGGAAUAUGAGAACAGGAUCAGAGCCUACUCCACACCAGACAAAAUCUUCAGGUACUUUGCCACGCUGAAGGUCAUCAACGAGCACGGCGAGUCCGAGGUGUUCAUGACCCCGCAGGAUUUCGUCAGAUCCAUCACCCCCAACGAGAAGCAGCCAGAGAACCUGGGCCUGGACCAGUUCAUAGUGAAACGCUACGAUGGGAAGAUACAGGUUAAAUUUUCAUCUAAAUUAUUAGCUGAGCUCAUCCCCACUCUGCAGUCACAUACAAUGAAGCUGUCCCAGGAGAGGGAGAGGUUUGCUGACGAGGACAGCAUUUUCUACGCGCUCGGAGAAUGCGGCCUCAUCUCUUUCUCCGACUACAUCUUCCUCACCACGGUCCUUUCCACUCCCCAGAGGAAUUUUGAAAUCGCCUUUAAGAUGUUUGAUCUGAACGGUGACGGCGAGGUGGACAUGGAGGAGUUUGAGCAGGUGCAGAGCAUCAUCCGCUCGCAGACCAGCAUGGGCAUGCGGCACCGGGACCGCUCCACCACCGGCAACACCCUCAAGACCGGCUUCAACUCCGCCCUCACCACCUACUUCUUCGGGGCUGACCUCAAGGGGAAGCUCACCAUCUCCCACUUCCUGGACUUCCAGCGCAAGCUGCAGCAUGACAUUCUGAAGCUCGAGUUCGAGCGGCACGACCCGGUGGACGGGCGGAUCACGGAGCGGCAGUUCGGGAGCAUGCUGCUGGCUUACAGCGGGGUGCAGUCCAAGAAGCUCACUGUCAUGCUCAAACAGCUCAAGAAGCACUUCCAGGACGGAGAGGGCCUGACUUUUGAGGAGGUGGAGAACUUCUUCACUUUUCUGAAGAACAUAAAUGAUGUGGACACGGCUUUGAGCUUCUACCACAUGGCUGGAGCUUCUCUUGAUAAAGUGACCAUGCAGCAGGUGGCCAGGACAGUGGCCAAGGUGGAGCUGUCGGACCACGUGUGCGACGUGGUGUUCGCGCUCUUCGACUGCGACGGGAAUGGGGAGCUGAGCAACAAGGAGUUUGUUGCCAUCAUGAAGCAGCGCCUGAUGCGAGGCCUGGAGAAGCCCAAGGACAUGGGCUUCACACGGCUCAUGAGGGCCAUGUGGAAGUGCGCCCAGGAGACAGCCUGGGACUUCACAGCUCCCAAGCAGCAGUAGCAGGGCUGGGAAGGAGCACCCCCAUUCCCUGGAUCAGCCCCCGGGCACGGCAGGGUGGCACCAGGCUCUGGAGAGCCCAGGCCGGCUGUACCAGGAGGGUUUUGUCAGCCCAAGUCAGAAAUCCACACCUGCUGUAUUUGCUCGCUGCUGGCUCCUCCACCUUCCUCUCUCUCAGGAACAAGGAAAGGACUUCUACUGGCACCACCUCCGUGGCACAAUGCACUCUGAUCCAGAGCUGGGCCCAAAUCACCUUUAUUUAAUGCUAUGAAAAAUGGCAUGGGGGGUUUAUUCUGAUUCUCAGCCUGCUCCUCGGAAAAGCCAGGCAAUUCCUGGACAUUCUGGAUCCCAGGCCAGGGUUUCAGCCAGCCAAAAGCUCUGUGCUGCACCCGCUGCAGAGGGGCAGCUAAAAGCAGUGCAGCCCUCCUGCCUUGCACAAGCAUCCAGCUGCAGGAGCUCCCUGCCUGAUCUCCCGAAUGGGGAAUUGCACUGGGAAGGGGCUGGCAGGUGUGGUUUGCCUGGGGGCUGUCCUCUGUAAAAAAUACCUUGUAAAGAUGUUGCUCCCAGCA
Molecule: messenger RNA, 2531 nt
Organism: Motacilla alba alba
Lineage: Eukaryota; Metazoa; Chordata; Aves; Passeriformes; Motacillidae
Gene: MICU1
Product: mitochondrial calcium uptake 1
Exons: 14
Coding region: 457-1965 (502 amino acids)
Biological process (GO): mitochondrial calcium ion homeostasis; calcium import into the mitochondrion
Cellular component (GO): uniplex complex
Molecular function (GO): calcium ion binding
Source: RefSeq, a predicted model, not a curated record